CGGCAGCGACGGUCCUUGCGCGGGGCGAACUUUAACCUGUGACACACGCCUAGCUCCUUCCUCUUCCGGUUUCGGCGACAGCAGCUUCAAAAUGGUGCAGCGCCUGACUUACCGCCGUAGGUUGUCCUACAACACCGCCUCCAACAAAACCAGACUGUCCCGGACACCAGGUAACCGCAUCGUGUACCUGUACACCAAGAAGGUCGGCAAGGCCCCCAAGUCAGGAUGUGGCAUCUGCCCAGGAAGACUGCGUGGAAUUCGGGCUGUUAGACCUCAGGUUCUGAUGAGACUCUCCAAGACCAAGAAGCACGUCAGCCGGGCCUACGGAGGCUCCAUGUGCGCCAAGUGUGUCCGCGACAGGAUCAAGCGUGCUUUCCUGAUUGAGGAGCAGAAGAUCGUCGUCAAGGUGCUGAAGGCACAGGCACAGAGCCAGAAAUCUAAGUAAACUGUGUAUUUGUAUUGCCACAAUAAAAAAACGACAAACAUCAA
Hippoglossus stenolepis (Pacific halibut) is the source of this 489-nucleotide messenger RNA. It is a transcript of the gene rpl34, whose product is annotated as ribosomal protein L34. Bases 92 to 445 code for a protein of 117 amino acids. Gene Ontology annotation, cellular component: ribosome. Gene Ontology annotation, molecular function: structural constituent of ribosome. The transcript has 5 exons. Gene Ontology annotation, biological process: translation. Lineage: Eukaryota; Metazoa; Chordata; Actinopteri; Pleuronectiformes; Pleuronectidae. The record is from RefSeq and is a predicted model, not a curated record.